CAUCUCUUCUGGAAGUUUUGGUGGAAGAAUUCCACCCAUCACCACAUUCGGCCCGGGUCUUUACGGUUAUCAUCCUCGCCCACGUGUCGCCGUGCAUCAUGCAACGCUGUCUAUCAUCAAGGGAGCAUUGGCCUUGAUGUGCGGUGCGGGGUCUUCCGUCCAGAGUCACCUCACCAGCUCAACAGCACGCAAUGGGGUGGAAUACCAAUCCCUAAGGUUGAUUGUCCGCGAUGUCAUUUUUGUUGUCACCGCCCGUCUAUCUAUAAGUGAGCACUCGCGUAAGCGUGAGAAGUUCGAGUACAUCAUCAAAAUCAUUGGAACAAAACCCAUAUAG
Molecule: messenger RNA, 334 nt
Organism: Podospora bellae-mahoneyi
Lineage: Eukaryota; Fungi; Ascomycota; Sordariomycetes; Sordariales; Podosporaceae
Exons: 2
Coding region: 137-334 (65 amino acids)
Source: RefSeq, a predicted model, not a curated record